AUGGAUUUACUACUGAUUACGUGUGUCUUAGCAUCGAUAACCUGUACGUAUUGUUUUUUUCACCAUGUAUAUAAAGUUAUAUUGCUUAUUGUGAUGCAAUAUUAACUUUUUUUAAAAAAAAAUAUAUCUUUUUCAUUCAGAUGUUGACUCACAAACUCCACUCCUAACACCAACUAUGCUGUCAGUGAAUAAAGGAGAAACGGCAACUUUUAACUGUGAUGUUGGAGUUAAAAACAAUCAUGCUACAUGGUUCGUGAGACAGUCACCAGGAGAGGCUCCACAGUUUUUGCUAUAUCAUCAUCAUUCAUACACAGAACCUAGAUAUGGACCUGGAAUGUCAUCCGCACAUUAUGGCUGCACUAUAAACAGUGCUGGGACACAGUAUCAACUAAUUAUCAAAAACACUGACACCUCGGAUACUGUGUUAGUUUACUGUUAUAAAUGGUAUGAUAAUGUAGGAGGACACUGUGAUACACAGCUGAACAAAAAGGCUGCAGAAGUUGUGAGACAUUCUUAA
Molecule: messenger RNA, 517 nt
Organism: Pelobates cultripes (western spadefoot toad)
Lineage: Eukaryota; Metazoa; Chordata; Amphibia; Anura; Pelobatidae
Source: the annotation of a GenBank genome assembly